CGAGACGAACGUGAUAGAUACAACGGCAAGCACCCGAAAUCGAUCAGUCAGUCGGUUGGUUGAAAUCCUUGGUACAUAUUGAGAACAGUUCACCGAAUUAUGGCGUCGUCGCACGAGGAUUGCGAACGACAGCGUAAACAACUGGAAGCCGUUGCCGAGAGCCCCAUCCCGAUCCAAGGCGUCCGGCAAUCGAAUGAUCGUCAGGACGGAAGGUCCCGUUUGACGAAAGACGAGCCGCUGCUCCGCUGCGUCAAAGAGGAAGAAGAGGAGGCCGACGUCGGCGCGGUUCCGUUAACUGUCGUUGGCGUGAAGGUUGAAAACGACGGAAAGGAGCCGGCCGAGCGGUCGAGGCCUCGUCGUGGCGGUCAGGGUGCGGGCGACCUCUUGGCUCCGCCGUCAGACGAAAAGGUCAAGGAAGAAACUCCGAGGAGCCGCGCAGAUUGUAAAAGCGUCAGGAUACGGUCCGGAUGCCCCGACGAGGAGACGGCCCGCGUCAAACGUUGGGCUAAAAAAGAAAAGCCGUUCGCUUGCCCGUUUUGCGGCAAAACGUUUGAUCGAAAGGAACACGUGCAGGCGCACGUGAGGAUACACACCGGGGAGAAACCCUUUCGUUGUUCAACCUGCGGUAAAGCCUUCCCGCACAAGGAGACCAUGACGGCGCACGCCAGGUCACACGCGGGAGAAAAUCCCUUUGGCUGUUCCAUUUGCGGGAAGACGUAUUCUCGAAGGACGCACGUGGAAUCCCACAUGAGAACGCACACCGGAGAAAAACCCUUCCCGUGCUCGCUCUGCGGGAAAAGCUUCACGCAAAAGCCAAAUAUGGUCAAGCACAUGAGAAUACACACGGGCGAGAGGCCGUUCGCUUGCCCGUUUUGCCACAAGGCCUUCCUUCACAAGUCCCACGUGGAAUCGCACGUGAAAAUCCACAUUCCGUUCCAUUCCGUUUGCGAGCAAACCUUCUCCCAGAAGCAAAAUCUGGUCUCGCACGCCAGAACGCACACGGGAGAAAGACCUUACAGUUGCUCGCUUUGCGGCGGAAGCUACGCCCAGAGGAAGACGCUGACUGCGCACAUGAUGCGGAGACACAACAGGGGGAAAAAAACCUCGGGCGGUACUCCGCCGCAAUAGUGUGCACCCCCCCCCCCCCCCCCCCACGAGCAAAU
Molecule: messenger RNA, 1163 nt
Organism: Hippocampus zosterae (dwarf seahorse)
Lineage: Eukaryota; Metazoa; Chordata; Actinopteri; Syngnathiformes; Syngnathidae
Product: gastrula zinc finger protein XlCGF8.2DB-like
Exons: 2
Coding region: 100-1128 (342 amino acids)
Source: RefSeq, a predicted model, not a curated record